UGUUUCAUUAGAAACACAAGUUCUACGAUCGCCAGCUUCAAGGGUGGACUCUACAAUUUGGCGCAGCCGGUACGAUUACAUGAACAUAGGAGCCAUCUCGUCCAGGACCACAGAGGGCGUCUUUAGUACGUGAUACGCACCAUCUAAUGACUAAUAACCAUCUUUCUAGCAUUAUCACUCGAAUAUGGACACUGGUGGAGUGAACAAACAAUACCUAACAACCAGAUAAAACGGACCCAAAUCAUUAUCGAAGAGUUUAACAAUGUAAUUCUUCAAACAUAUCAAAAAUCAGCAUGCAGCAGAUAGCCUAACGGAAUCCUACGUCAACUAUGCGGUCGUGUCUUGGACACAACCCUCCUGUGACUUUUUUUCUCUUCAAGAGAUUUUUAUUGGUUUUAUACGGUAUACACGAGAGGAGAAAAGAUGCGGGUCCGGUUGAAGACCGUAGCGCCAAACAGAAAAGCAAAUAUUAAUGUAACUAAAAGGCUAGUUUAAUUAGAAAAGAUGCAAGACCGGCUGAAGACCGCAGCGCACACAAAUAAAGAAGAAAAAUCAAGAAGAUGCGAGACCGGCUGAAGACCGCAGCGCAAACAAAUAAGAAAAGAGCGAGAAGAUAUAACACCGAUUGAAAAUCACAGUGCAUACAAGAGGAGGAAAUUUAAUGAUCAGAGAAUUUAUUACCAUCUUGCACCAGUGGCUGGAGAAAUCUAUCCAGAACCGGCGAAAGUUCCAUUCGCGCCACGGGAGAUUCCGGAGUACGACAACGCUGUCAAGCGUCUCAAUGCCUUCUUCGUUGGAAAACGCAACGAAAGGGUUGAACUGGAAGUUUUCCGUUCUCUCCGUCAAACAACUGAAGAGACGUUCAACCGUUAUAUUUUGAGAUUGCGCACUCAGGCUGUAUGCUGUAACUUCGGUGACCGUGAGGAAAAAGAAUUGUUGCAACAGAUAACGGUGGGUGCACUGGAUGAGAGGGUGAGAGAUAAAGGCAUCGAAGGAAAUAUGGAUUUAGAUGAGAUCGUAAAUUAUGCGAUUAAUCGCGAGAUCCUGCUGAAGCAGAAAGGAAAAAUGCAGCCGUUCAGAUCCGAAACCGAUAUGGUGGCUUUGGUCAAACAAGAUUGGACAAAGAAGAUGCCAAAGAGGGGAUAUUCGACACAAUCGUUCAAGCGUGAUCGGAGAUUGGAAAAUGCUGGAAGAACAGAAUGCAGCCGUUGUGGAUCAUGGCGACACCAUCGAGAGUCGGAAGAUUGCAUCGCCCGAAACGCUUCGUGCAACAAAUGUGGGGUCCAAGGUCACUUCGCGAGGAAGUGCAGAGUUGGUCGGAAUGAGCCCUCUGAAAUCCGAUACUCUUGGAAAAAAUCGGAAACGGCUAAUGCUGUGCGGGAUGGAAGUGCCCAGGGAUCAAGAUCGGAAUAUCCGUCCCGUUUUGACGAGAAUAAAGAGGCAAACACAGCACAUGAUGGAACAAUUGUGGGAUUUAUUGAUCAACUGCCGGUAGAGUUUCUGAUUGACUCUGGGGCGUCAAUCAACACUGUUACCGAGCAAGUCUGGGAAAAUCUUGUGGCUAGCAACGCCAGAUUGUUUAAGAAAAAAUUCAAAUGCGAUCGACAAUUCACGGCAUAUGCUUGUCAGGAACCACUCCAGGUUCUGGUGAUUUUUGAAGCCUGGAUUACCAUUAAUGAGACAAAGCCGAAAAGUUAUGCCGAGUUUUUCGUUAUACAAGGAGCACAAAAGUCUUUGCUCAGCAAGAGAACAGCGGAGGAGCUCAAAGUUUUAAAAGUAGGAUUGGCGGUUCUGAGCAUCGUACAGGAUAAAGUGCCAUUCCCGAAAUUCCCUAACAUACAACUUAAAUUAUCCAUUGAUCGCACUGUGUCUCCUAGGAAGGUGGCUUAUUUAAAAAUCCCUGUAGCAAUGGAAGAAAAGGUAAACCAGAAACUUCAACAAAUGUUGAACACAGAUAUCAUUGAACCUGUUUUUGGUCCGUCCGAGUGGAUCUCGCCAAUGGUUGUAGUUCCAAAAGGAACAGAUGAUAUCCGCUUGUGCAUAAAUAUGCGAUAUCCCAACCAAGCGAUACAGCGGGAACAUUAUCCAUUACCACUCAUUGAUACACUGUUAAACAAGCUGAAGGGAGCGGUUGUAUUCUCCAGCAUUGACAUCACCUCGGCAUACUAUCAUGUAGAAUUACAUCCAACGUCACGCGAAAUAACAAAGUUCAUGACGGGAAGAGCGAAUAUGCGAAUGUGUGAAAUGUUUGCUGGUAUUGAAGGUGUUGUGGUGUAUAUCGACGACAUUGUUGUUUGGGGAUCAACACUAGAAGAACAUGAUGAACGGUUACAAAAAGUACUAAAUAUUCUUGAGGAUAACCGGGCAAUGCUAAACAAAGAAAAGUGUGUUUUUGGCGUGAAAGAGCUCGAAAUACUGGGCUUCAAGGUAGGCGUGGAUGGAAUCAGCCCAACGGAUGCCAAAGUUGCAGCAAUCCGGAACUUCAGAAUGCCAGAAACAAAGGAGGAGGUCCGAAGCUUCCUUGAUGCAGCAUUUGAUGAAUCUUCAGACCAUUUUGUUUGUGGGAUAGGCGAAGGGCCGUCAGCCAUUACGCUGGACGACAUUCGGAAGGAAACAAAUCUUGAUGAUGUGCUUAAAGAAGUUGUAGAAUCCAUUAAAACGCAGGUGUGGCCAUCAAGUUUGUGCGCUUAUCAAGCUUUCUCUAAAGAAUUGGGGGUGAUUCAAGGCGUUGUAGUAAGAGAUGACCGAAUUAUUCUUCCAUCAAAACUGCUACAAAGAGCAUUAGAUAUCGCGCAUCGAGGCCAUCCAGGAGUAGUUUCAAUGAAACGAAAUCUCAGGGAGAAAGUGUGGUGGCCCUAUAUGGACCGAGAUGUUGAGCAUCGUGUACAAGAAUGUGCGGGUUGUGUUUCAGUGAGUUCACAAGGAUCACCGGAACCAAUGCACCGCAAAGAAAUGCCGAAUCGUGCAUGGCAGGAUUUGGCUAUAGAUUUUUUCUCAGCCAAGGAAUGUGCGACGUUCUUGGUACUGGUUGAUUACUAUAGCCGAUUUUUAUCUGUCACUGAAAUGAAGUCUACUAAUGCAAGAAAAACUAUUGAGGUUUUGGAAAGCGUGUUUAAGGAGCACACAUAUCCAGAGACAGAUAGAACUGACAAUGGACCUCCGUUCGCUAGCGAAGAGUUUUCGAACUACUGUCUCAGUAAAAAUAUUCGACUUGUACGCAGCAUUCCGUACUGGCCCCAGAUGAACGGUUUGGUUGAACGACAAAACCAGGGGAUCCUGCGCACCUUGAGAAUUGCUCGCACAAUGAAGGAGGACCGGGGAAAAGCCGUUGAGGAAUAUGUAUAUUCGUAUAAUACUACACCACAUUCAGUCACCGGGAAGUCACCGAUGGAGUUGCUUACUGGACGACCAGUGAAGGACCUACUCCCAUCACUGAGAACCGAACCCUACUGGAAUCGUGAUGAGGAAACACGGGAUAAGGACAUAAUCAGGAAAAUGCAGGGUAAACUCUACGCCGAUAAACGUCGGCAUGCUAGAACGUCAGAAAUUGUUGUUGGGGAUACCGUUAUGAUUAAAAACUACGAAAUUGGAAAAUUAGAGACGGCCUUUCGACCGGAGAAGUAUACCGUGAUCAAAAAAAGUGGAAGCGACGUGGUCGUACUAAGCGAAGACGGUGUCAAAUAUAGGCGACCGAUAACUCAUUUGAAAAAGUACCCAAUUCUGGACAAACAAGAUGCGGCUGAGAUUAUCUCUGGUCAACCUGACAAGGUCACCGAUGAGACUCUUUACAAGGCAGCCAUUAAGAUUCCUGAAAUCGACACCAUCAACCUGAGAAGGUCAUCUAAGUAA
Toxorhynchites rutilus septentrionalis is the source of this 3849-nucleotide messenger RNA. RefSeq lists its product as uncharacterized. The coding region runs from base 1000 to 3849 and encodes 949 amino acids. Gene Ontology annotation, molecular function: zinc ion binding; nucleic acid binding; aspartic-type endopeptidase activity. NCBI's taxonomy places the organism in Eukaryota, Metazoa, Arthropoda, Insecta, Diptera, Culicidae. Gene Ontology annotation, biological process: proteolysis; DNA integration. The transcript is spliced from 6 exons. The record is from RefSeq and is a predicted model, not a curated record.